AUGGCCACAGUUACGCUACAAGAUGGACGAGUCGAUUUCAAACUCCUCGGAACGAGACCGACAACCCCCGAGAAACCUGCUGUGAAGCCUGCAAUUGAAGCUUCUGUCGCGCCUAUCCCCGACCCGCCGCCCAAGCCUACGUUACGGCCUCUCGGUGAACCUGUUAGGGUGCGUGUGUUCAAGCCUCUCCCCGAGCCGUGGAUUGAACUGGAUUACCCCGACCCUCCGUCAAACCAUGUGUUGGAGCCUCUCGGUACACCUGUUGGGGCGCCUGUGUUUGACCCUCUCCCCGGGCCGUUGAUUGGACGGGCCCACCAUGUCCCUGCGCUUCUGUCAAAGCGCCAGCGGGCCAGGCACAGACAAACCCAGCGUGAGGCUGUGCAAUUGACCAAAAUGUCGCCCGACCCCGAGCUCAGCCUCGAAGAGGCCCCACCAAAUAAUACGCCGUCCCAGUUGCUCGCCCAGUCUUCAGGCCCAUCUGUCAGUCGAAAGCGAAAGGCCCCUCCAUCCGACAGAGACCCUGAUGAGAAUCCCCGUCCGUCGAAAAAAAGGAACACCGACAAAGCAAGUAGAAGGUACUGCUGGCAACUCGGUCACGACUUCAUCGGCUUCGUGUCGCUCACUACUGGAGAGAUGGCUUUAGAGUUUUCGAAGCACAUUCUGGAACAUGAUAUCCAGAAGGACGUUUGCAAAAGGCUUGUUUAUUUUUGUGAUGGGUCUUUACGCUGGCUCUGCGGUGCAGCCGGAGUUGUUUGGCCGCAAAGCUUCACUUCCUCCAAGUUUGAGGGAAAGGGAAUUUACUAUCCCUUUAGUAUUGACAGUACUGCGACCUUAGAACUUUUUGCGAUUGCCUCUACACUUGAGGCAGCAAUCAGUGACCUGGAAAAUCCACGGUCCAAUGUUGUGAGAGCUCUUGGCGUGAAGAAGACGUCUUUCCAAGGGAUUAAGGGGCAGACAAGGUCGCAUCUUCAUGAUAUGACGAAGGAGCUGUUUGUGUUUACGGACGACUUAUAUGCCCUUAGACGCAUCAGCGGGGAGCUGACAUACCCCGCUAAAGGAGACAUUGCGACCCAAUUAGCAACGAUAAGUGCUCAUGCGAAGACAUUGAAUGGACUUGGGGUCCACGUCGAGCUACACCUAAGCCCCGGGCAUUCUGCGGUGCCGGGGAACGAGGCAGCAGAUGCCAUGGCGAAACAGACGCAAAAGAAGCUCCUGUUUGCAACAAAGACGUGUUGGCCCACAGAUGGGCCAGCCCAGAGUGAGCUGACAACGGCUGCCCCGGCCAAGGCUACCAUUGUUUGCCUGUAG
This is a messenger RNA of Penicillium concentricum, 1308 nucleotides long. RefSeq lists its product as uncharacterized. The record is from RefSeq and is a predicted model, not a curated record. Bases 1 to 1308 code for a protein of 435 amino acids. Gene Ontology annotation, molecular function: nucleic acid binding. NCBI's taxonomy places the organism in Eukaryota, Fungi, Ascomycota, Eurotiomycetes, Eurotiales, Aspergillaceae. The transcript has 2 exons.